Jaculus jaculus (lesser Egyptian jerboa) is the source of this 3899-nucleotide messenger RNA. It is a transcript of the gene Lrrfip2, whose product is annotated as LRR binding FLII interacting protein 2. The transcript has 29 exons. Gene Ontology annotation, biological process: regulation of DNA-templated transcription. The record is from RefSeq and is a predicted model, not a curated record. The coding region runs from base 351 to 2519 and encodes 722 amino acids. NCBI's taxonomy places the organism in Eukaryota, Metazoa, Chordata, Mammalia, Rodentia, Dipodidae.
CGCCGCCGCCGCCGCCGCUCGGGCUGUGCGGCUCAUCCCUCCCUCCGUCAGUGUCAGCUUCCUCACGAACGACACCCCGGCUGUGACUUGCCUGUCUGUCCGCGGGCGUGAGGAGCCGCCACGUCCCCUCACCCUUAACGCCUCGCUUUCCCACCUUCCCCACCCCGCGUCGGCGGCCGACCCUUCCUCCCCCGCGGCGUCGCGGCCGCGGCCCGCCUCACACCCAGAUGUGGGAAGAUAAACGAAGGGGGUUGGAAGCUAAAUAAAUGUCAGUGGAAAGGAGACCCAACACUAAGGGCUGACUAUAGAGUGUGAAAUCACUUUCAGAGAGAGACUAUUAAGAACACAGGAUGGGGACUCCAGGCUCUGGAAGGAAAAGAACACCUGUGAAAGAUCGGUUUUCUGCAGAAGAUGAAGCUUUGAGUAACAUCGCCAGAGAGGCAGAAGCAAGGCUAGCAGCAAAACGGGCUGCCCGGGCAGAAGCAAGAGACAUACGCAUGAGAGAACUGGAACGACAGCAAAGAGAGCCCUCUCAUCAUUCCUUUGACUGGAAAUGGGGACAGAUUCACAAGUGGCUGGAAGAUUCAGAAAGGGCCAGGUCUUCCCAUCGAUCCAGUCGCCGUCGUUCUUACCUGGGAGGUGAGGAUACGCUGUCUCUUCGCAGUCUUGGCAGUCACAGGUAUGAUACUCUCAAGGAUGGAUCAUCAAGAGUUCCAUCAUUAAACCAUUCUUACAGCCACUCUUAUUGGAUAAAGAAGAGAUCUCCUGGUUCUUACAAAGACCCACUGAGUGGCCUCUACUAUGACCAGAGAAACUAUAGCAGUCUUAGACACAGCAAACCCACCUCUACUUCCUACAUUCGGCAGGCUUCUUCCCUGUGCAGUGAUCCUCUGGCAACAUAUAAGAGUAACAGCAGGGCCUCUCCUACAAUAAACUCUGGUCUGCUGAGAAGUGCCAGUCUGGCAUCAUUGCAUGAUGGUGGAUUAUAUAACCCUUAUGGGUCUCGAACUCCAUCUGAAUACAGUUAUUACUCAUCAAGAACAAGUUCAAGCCGAAGCAGUCCUGUGUUCCUCGACGAUGAUACUGCAAGCAUUGUGUCUUCUGAUCGUGCCAGUCAUGGGCGAAGGGAAAGUUUGGUUUCUACUGCUGAUUAUUUUAGUCGCUCCAACCGUAAGGGGAGUGUUGUCUCUGAGGUGGAUGACGCCGGCAUUCCCGAUUUGACCAGUUUGGAUGAAAAAUCUGACAAACAGUAUGCUGAAAGUUACACAAGGCCCUCAUCUCGAAAUUCUGCCUCAGCUACAACCCCUCUAAGUGGAAACUCAUCCAGACGAGGAAGUGGGGACACCAGCAGCUUAAUAGACCCAGACACCUCAUUAAGUGAAUUGCGGGAUAUCUAUGACCUGAAGGACCAGAUACAGGAUGUAGAAGGGAGAUACAUGCAGGGGCUUAAAGAACUAAAGGAAUCCCUGUGUGAAGUGGAGGAGAAAUACAAGAAAGCCAUGGUUUCCAGUGCACAGCUGGACAAUGAGAAGAACACCCUCAUCUACCAGGUGGACACACUCAAGGGUGUUAUUGAGGAACAAGAGGAGCAGAUGGCAGAGUUCUACAGAGAAAACGAAGAAAAAUCAAAGGAGUUAGAAAGGCAGAAACAUAUGUGUAGCGUGCUGCAGCACAAGAUGGAUGAACUCAAAGAAGGUCUUCGGCAAAGAGAUGAACUUAUUGAGGAGAAUCAGCGCCUGCAGCAGAAAGUAGACACCAUGACAAAAGAGGUGUUUGACCUCCAGGAGACCCUGCUUUGGAAAGAUAAAAAUAUUGGGGCCCUAGAGAAACAGAAAGAACACAUGGCCUGCCUCAGGAAUGAGCGAGAUGCGCUCAGAGAGGAGCUGGCUGAGCUGCAGGAGACGGUGAAGACAGCAGAGAAACAUGGCUUAGUUAUAAUUCCCGACAGCACUCCCAAUGGUGAUGUCAGUCAUGAACCUGUGGUUGGAGCCAUUACUGUUGUGUCUCAGGAAGCUGCUCAGGUCUUGGAGUCAGCGGGAGAAGGGCCACUAGAUGUAAGGCUACGGAAACUUGCUGGAGAAAAGGAAGAACUACUGUCCCAGAUUAGGAAACUGAAGCUGCAAUUGGAGGAGGAGCGGCAGAAGUGCUCCAGGAAUGACGGCGCAGCCGGAGACCUGGCAGGACUGCAGAACGGCUCAGACUUGCAGUUCAUCGAGAUGCAGAGAGAUGCCAAUAGACAAAUUAGUGAAUAUAAAUUUAAGCUUUCAAAAGCAGAACAAGACAUAACCACCUUGGAGCAAAGUAUCAGCCGGCUUGAGGGACAGGUGCUGAGAUACAAAACUGCUGCUGAGAACGCGGAAAAGAUUGAAGACGAGCUGAAAGCAGAGAAGAGGAAGCUCCAGCGAGAGUUACGAACAGCACUGGACAAGAUUGAGGAGAUGGAGAUGACCAACAGCCACCUAGCCAAGCGGCUGGAGAAGAUGAAGGCCAACAGAACAGCCCUUCUAGCCCAGCAGUAGGAAGGCCGCCCUCCACCUGGCUGCUGCGCCCAGGCCCUGCCCAGAGGACUGACUCUCUUGUAUAUUGACGCAAAUCCCUUUAAGUACUGUUUGAGUCUUGUCAUUAAACAGCCACCUUUGUAUUUUAUAAUUUAUGAGAAUGAAGCAGGUUUGAAUCGUCAUGAACAAACAUUUUGGAUUUUGUUUGUAGUUCGAUUCUAGACUAGUCCAUGCUGUUUUUACUCUUAAUUUCUAUAAUUGGAGAAUCAAGUUUACUCAGCAUGUUCCUCCAGCUGCCUCAGUGACAGGACACUUGGAGGCCUUGGCUCGUGUUCUGGAGGACAGCCGUUCUGAUUGCUGAGAUGCUUGCUGGAGACCUCAGAAAACACAAGUGCCUUCCUCCUCCACAGUGCAAUGCAGGCUUCAGAGAUUCGGUCUACUCUUCCUAUCAGAGCACUUAUAUUUAGUGAAGAAAAACGCUCAAGGGUGAGGGAGUCUAUGUUUCACUCAAAUUUAUAUGUUUGGAGGAAAAAGCCUUUUUUUGUAAAAUACUCAAAUUUAUAUAAGAAAAUGUUAGAAAAAGAUAAUGGGAGUAUAUAUAAAACUUGCUUCUGCCGGGCACGGCACACACCUUUAAUCCCAGCACUCAAGAGGAUCACUGUGAGUUCAAGGCCACUCUGAGACUACAGUGAAUUCCAGGUCAGCGAGGGUUAGAGUGAGACCCUACCUCGAAAAACCAAGCAAGCAAACGAACAAAAAACCUUGCUUCACCGCAUGGGCUGGAGGAGCACCUAGAGGAGUGCUCGCCCACAUCCGCUGUGCUGGUCCUCGAGUUCUCAUCUGCUGCUGAUUCGUGGGAGGACACCUCAGACAAGCCCAAAGGCAGAGGGUGGGACAGGCAAGGCUGGCGGAGAAUCUGCCUGAGGAAUAUGAAACACCCCUUUUCUGCCAACUACGAUUGGCUGCUGACACCUUCAUUUUGUUGCAGAAGCCUUCAGGACAAACCAUGUCUGCUCUUUCCCCUCUUUUGUUCCUCAAAGUAAAACAAUUUGGAGUAUACAACUCUUAGUGUUUUGAGAGAGACAGGAUCUCACUAUGUAGCCCAGGCAGGCCUCCAUCUCAGAACCAUUCUGCGCGGGCCUCCUGAGUGCUGGGAUUCCAGCGUGCACCACACCUGACUCGGGAGUAGAGAACUUUUAAGUUCAUCUUUAAAAGUGCCCAUUUAAGAGGCUUUUUUUCCAAUUGCUGACUGCAGCCACUUUACAGGGUUUGUGAUUCUCUUUGUCAGAAUCAAGGUGGUGUCAUAGGAAUGCUAUUGUAGUUUUAAAGUGUUUACACAGAAAACAUUGAGGAAAAAAUCUAAUGAAUCAAGGCCACUUAAUAAAGCUAGACUUGAAACUA